This is a messenger RNA of Anoplophora glabripennis (Asian longhorned beetle), 612 nucleotides long. RefSeq lists its product as uncharacterized. Lineage: Eukaryota; Metazoa; Arthropoda; Insecta; Coleoptera; Cerambycidae. Bases 1 to 612 code for a protein of 203 amino acids. The transcript is spliced from 3 exons. The record is from RefSeq and is a predicted model, not a curated record.
AUGAUGGGCGUGACCUUUGCAUGGGUAACCCUCGGCAAACCCCAAUCAGGAAAUCCUAAAGCAUAUACAGAAUCUGGUUUCCAAGGCCACCUUACAAAAGUUCAAAUAUGGGGACGAGCAUUGGAUGUCACUAAUGAAAUCCAAAAACAAGUAAGAGAUUGUCGUUCUGAACCAGUAUUAUAUCGCGGUCUGAUAUUAACUUGGACUGGAUACGAAGAUACAAUUGGUGGGGUUGAAAGAAUUGUACCAUCACAAUGUGGACAAAGGAAUUGUCUCCUAGGCUACAAGGGAACAAAUUGUCAAGAAUUGGAAGUAGACAAAAUACCGCCACAAGUAGAAUAUUGUCCGGGUGAUUUAUGGAUAAUAACAAAAAAUGGUUCUGCCUUAGUAGCUUGGGAUGAACCCGUUUUUACAGACAAUGUUGGUGUUGUUAGAGUACAAGAAAAAAAUGGACAUCGAUCAGGUCAAACACUUUUAUGGGGCGUUUAUCAAAUUGUAUACAUCGCCUUUGAUGAAGUGGGAAAUACCGCCACCUGUACAUUUAGGGUAUCUGUUUUAGAGAAAGCUAUCCAGGACUGGGGAGGGGAGUACUUUGAAGAAGACGAGGACUAA